Molecule: messenger RNA, 1337 nt
Organism: Bradysia coprophila
Lineage: Eukaryota; Metazoa; Arthropoda; Insecta; Diptera; Sciaridae
Product: integral membrane protein DGCR2/IDD
Cellular component (GO): membrane
Source: RefSeq, a predicted model, not a curated record
UUUCAGUUGCAGAACUUUUGCCACAACCGAAACAGCUCCAAGUUAAUUCAAUUUCCACAUAAAAAAAAACUUCUUUUGUAUUAAGAAUAAUUUCAUUAUUAAAUGUGAGAACUUUUGUUUAAAAUAAUUAACUGAACGAAUUAGCUGCUAAACGGCAAAGAAAAUAAACUGGAAAGUGGACCCGUGAUUAUAACGAACGGUGGUGCAUGGAUAGUGUUUUUUUUUCUUCUUUAUGGCCAAUUGAUUCGACAAAUAAUUGAAAAAAAACGAAACGAUAAAAAAGAAUGAAUUUUUAGACUGCAUUGUGUCGUAUUGAUUAUGAAUUUCAUGUUCAUUGAUGAAUCAAUGUUUGGCGGUACUACGAUGAAAGGUCAAGUUUCAAAUACAGUAAGCUUUCGGUGUACAUUAUUCAUGGCUUUGCGGAUUCGUGAUAAAGCUUGAUGAACAUUUAUGUAUGUUAAAAAGUAAAGUGUUCGCCUAUCGAUUCACGGCAAAUUUAUUAUUUAUAUGGAUUCAGCUAAUAGCCAGCACCACACGACAAGAAAGUACACACGUUGCGGAUAAAAAAAAUAUAAAAAUUCGUUCAUCGUGAUCACGAAUAAAAAUAAUAUUUAAAUUAAAAGGAAAGAAAGGGAAAUGUAAAGCGUGCGUUUGUUACGCUUUUGAUAUUGACUAUAAGAACCUUUAAAUACAACAAAUUCGAACGUAACAUAAAAAUAUAUAGCCUUCGGAGCGAACAGUGGCUGGUAUAUAGUGCCAGUGGUGUGACAAAUUCGAUUAUAAAAAGUUAAAUUUUGUUGACAUCGAAAGAAACAUACAACAUCCAGUCAUGUCGUCGUUGAAGUACUUGAUACCUUUUUUGGGUAUCUUUUUAACAUAUGCUGGGUCCGCUGAAUGGCGUACCAAAGAUGGAAUGGAAGAAGAAUGUACUGAUUUUCAAGGAAAUUCCGUGGCCCAUGGCCUGUUAUAUGUGCCUGGUCCGGGAGUAUGUAGCUUAUGUGUGUGUUAUCAUUCCGAGCCACUGUGGUGCAAAGCGAUAUUUUGUGAUCCCCCAUAUUUCUGUAAAAAUUUCCGUGUAGGAGAGCAUUGCUGUGAAUUCGAAUGCUUAGAUCCUCCCGGUGAAGACAACAUGUACCAAUGGAGGCUGAAGAAGAAGGCUGAAAUAUUGGCGGGAGCAGCACCGAUUUGCCAAAAAUCUAUACUGGCGAUGGUAUUAUCGGCAAUAUGCCUAGAGUUUUUACGCAGCUAUCGAUUUCAUGCAAGCUCAUAGCUUUAAAGUAAAUUUUUAACUAAAAAAUCAAUAAAUUCACUUGAAACACUUUGCUUAUAAACAAAAC